Messenger RNA from Thalassophryne amazonica, 930 nucleotides. Its product is annotated as claudin-11-like. Lineage: Eukaryota; Metazoa; Chordata; Actinopteri; Batrachoidiformes; Batrachoididae. Gene Ontology annotation, biological process: cell adhesion; bicellular tight junction assembly. Gene Ontology annotation, molecular function: structural molecule activity. The coding region runs from base 21 to 671 and encodes 216 amino acids. The record is from RefSeq and is a predicted model, not a curated record. Gene Ontology annotation, cellular component: plasma membrane; bicellular tight junction. The transcript is spliced from 3 exons.
AAAGCGCGCGGCGGCUCUCCAUGGCGCGCACGUGCAGGCAGAUGAGCGGCAGCGUGGCGAGCUGCGCGGGUUGGGCUGGACUCAUCGUGGCCACGGCCACCAACGACUGGGUUCGAACCUGCGACUACACGAUGGCGACCUGCGUCCGCAUGGACGAGCUGGGCUCGCGCGGCCUCUGGGCCGAGUGCGUCAUCUCUCCGGCGCUGUACCACUGCGUGGCCCUGAACCAGAUCCUGACGCUGCCCCCACACGUGCAGACGUCUCGCGCUCUGAUGAUCUCCGCCUGUCUGCUGGGGCUUCCUGCGCUCCUGCUGGUGCUCUUGUCCAUGCCCUGCGUGCGCCUGUGCAACGACACCUCCACCGUCAGACAGCGCCGCACCCUGGUGGGAGGAAUCCUCAUCAUCAUCAUGGCUCUGUGCGGCAUCGUAUCGACUGUCUGGUUCCCCAUUGGCUCUCACCAGAAGGACGGUCUGAUGUCAUUUGGCUUUUCUCUGUAUGCCGGCUGGGUUGGCUCCGCCCUCUCUCUCCUGGGUGGAGCCAUGGUUCUGUUUGGCUAUUGCACCAACCCUGCAACCUCAAACAGGGAGAACAGCUUCUACUACUCCAGACGCGGGGGCACGGCUGUGCCACUCGACCCCCCUACCAACCACGCCAGGAGUGCCCGCGUGUGAAGGCAUAGCGGCAUGCUAUGGAUGGUGGGAAUUUUUCUGUGGUUCCCAACGUGAAGUCACUGGAAGGUUACAGACGUACCAGAUAAUGAAGUUAGAGGUUUUUUUUUUUCAUAUUUUCUAGACUUAAGAAAAUUUACAUAAAAAUUAGCAUUUCAUUUAAAUAUUUUACAUUUGAGAUUAAUGAAAAUGUUAACCAAAUUUGUUGCUAUGACAAUGAGCUAUCUCCAUUUUCUUUUUUUUGUAGCUUUUGAUUUCUUUG